AUGGCACCAGGAGCCCUGAUCGACGAGGCAAACAGCCCUGCCUCGCUGCGAACCAAGAACCACAAUGCGCCCAAGGACAUCUUCCCAGAUGGUAUCCGGACCUCGGGCCAGCACCCUCCUGUCUAUGAUGACCUGAAGCCGUUCUCUGAGUUCCCAGAGCACAUCUCAGGUCCGACUGUGUGGGUCAAGGAAGAUUACGAGAACAACCCAGAGAAAUGGGUGCACCCUUUUACGGACGAAGAGGUUCAGGAGCUCAGUGACACCGCAGACCGCUUCAUUGAGUCCGGCACGCCUCUGACGGGUAUCUCCAAGGACAACUUCCCCCUGCCCAAGCUUGGCAAGGUGCUGCAGACCCUCCGCGAAGACCUCCUCAACGGCAAGGGCUUCAUCCUCUUCAAGCGCUUCCCGGCGCAGCAGUGGGGUCCGCACAAGAACGCGGUCGCCUACAUGGGGCUGGGCACCUACCUGGGCUACUUCAUCAGCCAGAACGGCCGCGGCCACGUGCUGGGCCACGUCAAGGACGUCGGCGACGACCCCAAGCAGAUCGACCGGGUGCGCAUCUACCGCACGACGGCGCGGCAGUUCUUCCACGCCGACCCGGGCGACAUCGUGGGCCUGCUGUGCUGCCACCGCGCGCAGGAGGGCGGCGAGAGCGACAUUGUGAGCGUGCACCACGUCUGGAACACGCUGCGCCGCGAGGCCCCCGAGGUCGCGGAGCUGCUGACCAAGCCCGUCUGGUACUUUGACCGCAAGGGCGAGGUCAGCGAGGGCGAGGAGGAGUGGAUCCGCACCAGCGUCUUCUUCCUCGAGCCCCGUGGCAAGGGCCGUGUGUACUGCAAGUGGGACCCGUACUUUGUCAAGUCGCUCACCCGCUUCAGCGACAAGGGCGUCAUCCCGCCCCUGAGCGCCGAGCAGGUCCAUGCCCUGACCGUGCUUGAGGAGACGUGCCAGAGGCUGGCGCUGCAUAUGGUCCUGGAGGUCGGCGAUAUCCAGUUCCUGAGCGAUGCGCAUGUCCUGCAUGCUAGGACUGCUUACAAGGAGCCUCGUCGCCAUCUUCUGCGCUUGUGGCUGGCUACUCCCGAGUCUGAGGGUGGUUGGGCGCUGCCGUUCCAUGACAGUGAUGAGAAGAAGCGUGGUGGAAUUCAGGUGAACAACAAGCCCCCAAUAUGCCCCCUGGAUGCCGAGUAA
Cryphonectria parasitica EP155 is the source of this 1188-nucleotide messenger RNA. RefSeq lists its product as uncharacterized. The record is from RefSeq and is a predicted model, not a curated record. Gene Ontology annotation, molecular function: oxidoreductase activity. NCBI's taxonomy places the organism in Eukaryota, Fungi, Ascomycota, Sordariomycetes, Diaporthales, Cryphonectriaceae. The coding region runs from base 1 to 1188 and encodes 395 amino acids. The transcript has 3 exons.